This is a messenger RNA of Drosophila grimshawi, 872 nucleotides long. RefSeq names its product Golgi SNAP receptor complex member 1 (gene Gos28). Gene Ontology annotation, molecular function: SNAP receptor activity. Lineage: Eukaryota; Metazoa; Arthropoda; Insecta; Diptera; Drosophilidae. The transcript is spliced from 4 exons. Gene Ontology annotation, cellular component: SNARE complex; Golgi membrane; cis-Golgi network. The coding region runs from base 48 to 755 and encodes 235 amino acids. The record is from RefSeq and is a predicted model, not a curated record. Gene Ontology annotation, biological process: endoplasmic reticulum to Golgi vesicle-mediated transport; vesicle fusion.
UUUUUUUUUAUUAUUGUCUAUGCAAGUAAAAAUAUUGUUCGCAACAAAUGCAAAUGGUUGGAAAUAGCUAUGAUGUGCUACGCAAGCAGGCGCGCACUCUGGAAAACGAAAUCGACCUCAAACUUGUGGCAUUCAGCAAAAUUGGAGCAGGCAGCAGCAGCAGUUUGAGUGGCAACAAUUCCGCUGCUGCUGCUGACACAUCACCGCUGCUGGGCGAACAUGUCUUUGACUCGCUGUCAGCGGAAAUUGAGCAAAUGCUCGAUAAGUUGUCGACGCUGAAUGAGUCGAUGUCAGAGCUGCCUGCGAGUGGAAGUGCAGCGAUGCAUACGCUGCAGCGGCACAGGGAGAUCCUGCAGGGCUACCGGCAGGAGUACAACAAGAUCGGUGCCAAUCAUACGAUGCGCAUCGAGCGCGAGGAACUGCUGCGUGGCUCGGGUCUGGCCACGGGUGGUAGUCCAUCGAUAUCGGGGCUGAGUCGGCGCGAGAUGUACAUGAAGGAGAGCGGGCAUUUGAGCAGUGCCGGCCACAUGGUUAACGAUCAGAUUAAUAUUGCCAUCGAGACGCGAGAUAAUCUGCAUGCACAACGACAGGCAUUUAAGCGACUGCAGACUCGUUUUAAUGACAUUUCCAAUCGUUUUCCUUUGAUAUCCAGUCUCAUUCAGCGCAUCAAUAUCAAAAAGCGACGCGAUUCGCUUAUUCUGGGCGCAGUUAUCGCGUUCUGUGUCAUCCUGCUGCUGAUCUAUGCUUUCAAUUAACAAAAUGUCAAUUCGACACAUUUCCGACAAAUUGCAAUUUUUUCUGUAUGUUUUCCCCCAACUUUUGGUAUAUAUAUAAUCAACUUGUGAUAGCAAUAAAAACUAAUAAUUAAGUUA